AUGGAUGAUAUUCUUGCAAAGGCAAGUAACCAGGCAAUGUCCUUUGCCAUAAGAUCGGGGAUCUCGAUUGCUUCGGGAUUUGCCAUCAAAACAGUUGCAAAGUUGCUCGACCGCAUCCCAGCAACAGAAAAGGCUCGCAUUGAGGGGGCCAACUCCAAACUAAGAACGAAGAUAAAUAUCAUCUCCACAUCCAUUGAUCUCAUUAGACUAGAGUCUGCACGUGGAAACUCUGCAUUGGAGCCUACGUUGCAGAUGGUGGAUGAGUUGAAGAUUGAAAUCGAUCAGUUCGACUUGAAGGUGGUCUCGCUUCUUGAGCAAUUCACGCAUUCAAACCGGAUUGAGACCGUCAAACUCGCGGAAAAGGCAAUUGAGUCAUUGAUUCUGUCCAUAAAUGAUGCUAUCCCACUAAUCAACUUGUCGCUUAUUACGUGUGGGGUUAGCUUUCCCAGCUCUAUCAGUCCCAAAGUUUCACCCAGUAGAUUGCUUCAGUCUACUUGUCACAUCCAUGAGGCAAACUCGAAGUUCGCGAAGUCGAAUAGUCUCAAAAGCGUGACCGUUGGCCCUGUAUUUGAUCUUAAGCUUUAUACUGUGUUCUAUAAUCCUAGCAGACUUCGAUAUGUCGAGGACGAUGACAAGUCAUCCACUUCAAGCUCCACAGCUGACAGGACUAGUCAGAAAAUGCUGACGGUGUCAUGGAAGGAAGAAUUUGCUCGUGCUCUGUGCAAACUUGUAAGAUUGCAAGGUAAGAAGUUUGAGUUUAAUCUUGUCAUUGAGGAAGAUUUCGAUGACGGAAGGUACCACGAAGAUGACGAGAAGCCAGAAGUGAAAACCGUCAUGGUGGAGAAAAUCCAGAAACAGUUUUUUAGCGCUAGUGGUCAUCUUCUAAGAUUGGAAGGCUCUAAUUCGCCUGUACUUACUUUGAAGAUAGAAACUGCGUCGGGCUUCGAUUAUAUUGCACUUGGCGAAUAUUCAGAGCCUGAUGAUAGCGAAGAUGAGAGUGAUUCCAGUGACUAUGAGGAUGCAAAGGAGACAGAAGGACCCAAGAAAACCAAGAAUUUAUCGCUUUUAGAAUACUUGUUGAGACUUGCGUCUCUUCAGGAAGUUGAACAAAAGGACAUUCUAGAAGUUUGUGAUGAGAAGCUUUCGUUUUACCUUUCAAACCAAGCUGAUAACUCAUUAAUUCCCAAAUCGAAAAGUCAGAAGGCCGGUGAGCUUGCCCAAAAACAAAGCAAUGACCAGUAUCUUGAACACGAUUCAAACACCACUCGAUUAGGAAAUUUAUCAUUGGAGAGCAAGUAG
This is a messenger RNA of Sungouiella intermedia, 1299 nucleotides long. Lineage: Eukaryota; Fungi; Ascomycota; Pichiomycetes; Serinales; Metschnikowiaceae. The record is from the annotation of a GenBank genome assembly.